Messenger RNA from Cucurbita moschata (crookneck pumpkin), 1948 nucleotides. RefSeq names its product protein MODIFIER OF SNC1 11-like. Gene Ontology annotation, biological process: poly(A)+ mRNA export from nucleus. The transcript has 5 exons. Bases 116 to 694 code for a protein of 192 amino acids. Lineage: Eukaryota; Viridiplantae; Streptophyta; Magnoliopsida; Cucurbitales; Cucurbitaceae. The record is from RefSeq and is a predicted model, not a curated record. Gene Ontology annotation, cellular component: nucleus.
AAACAGAGAUAGAAAUCUACUCGGCGCUCUCUUUUACGCGGCAAAUCGCCUCUGUAGCGUUCGUGGUUUGCAAGCAGUCUCCGAUUAGGUUUCCGGCCUCGAAUCUGUGCCUUCAAUGACGACGGUAGCAUCUGCAGGACUCAGUGACAUCAGUAAUAGCAAGAAUCCGGUUGGAGAAAACCCUAAUCAAGCCCUAGACCCUGCGAUUUCUUCCUCCGCCCAGCCUCCUGUCUCUAUUCCUCCGUCGUCAACUGAUGGCGGAGUUUCGAAGGAAAGGGAUGAACCCAAGGGCUCCGAUAAGGUUUUGGUUGAAGGGGAUGGUGCAUCGGUUUCUGAUAUCCAGAGGAAGAUGCGCCGCGCCGAGCGUUUUGGGAUUUCAGUGCAAUUGUCUGAAGAAGAAAAGCGUAACACUCGAGCGGAACGGUUUGGUAUGGGUACCACAAAAAAUGGGUUGGGAGCAUCAAAUAAAUCAGAGGAGGUGAAGAGAAAAGCUAGAGCUCAGAGGUUUGGGCUUUCUGCAUCAGUGACUACUGAGGAUGAGGCAAAGAAGAAAGCACGCCUUGCGAGGUUUUCAUCGUCAAAGCCAGACACCCAGGAGGAGGAAAAGAGGAAAGCAAGGGCACUUAGGUUUUCUAAUCCAACAUCGAACUCUCUCACACAAGUGGAUGGGAAAGGGAACGUUGAGACGGUCUAGUAUCCUGGUUAGGGUUCCUUCCCUGUAAUGGCUUCCAUACCCAUGUGCAUUCCUUUAUAUGAUUAUGUAGUGCGAAAGUCUUCCAUUCUACGGGCAGAUUCAAUACUGCAAGGUGCUGUACUAGGUAUUGCUGGGAGAAGAGGUUCCCUUGGUUCAGUUGUGUCAGGAUGUUAAUUAUCUGGUUAGGUGUUAUAGUAAUAGCAAAUACCUCCACAGUUCAAGCCUAUCUUACAGUUUACUAAGAAUAUCAGAAAUUUCUGAAGUUUUUAACCCCCAACGUUUUGAUUAUCAUCUUCAGUUUAUCUUCUCUGUGACAUGACAAGUUGGAUGUUCAUGAUAUCAUUUGAACGGCAGUGCUAAGUUUCUGUGUGAAUUGGUAACAUCAUAGACUGACUGGUUAAAAUUUACUAAUUCUGUCAAAUUGGCCUUAGUAUUAGAGAAGUUAACGCAUCUUGAAUUUCUUUGAGUCAAUAUCAUCAGGUUUUUAGUUUUCUAACUAGAAUUUAGUUUUUAUUUUUUAGCUUCUUGUUCCUUUUUAUGGUAGGAUUUUCUUUUUACUGAUUGUAAUAAUGUAGGAUUAAUGGAUUACUCUCAAUCUAUGGAAAAGCUUGCAUGUAUACCGUCUACCUUUUCGUUUCCAUAGAGAGAUCAAGAGUCUGAGCACAGCUAGCUAUUAUCCAAUCAUUUACAAUUGAGGUUUAACCACUUUGUAAGAUAGCAGCACAUCUCAUCUCAUGGCAUCACUUAUAACUUGCACAUCAUGGAAAUGACUACUCAUUUUUUUAACACCUACUUUUUCUAUGACCUGCCGGAAUGCUUUGAUUAGGAUGAUCAUGUGUUGAAUGUUAUUUAGAACUGCCGUUCAAAACGUGAUCAUGAGCUAAUAAUAGCUCCAACUUUUGUGAGGAUAAACUGAAGAUGAGAUAAAUCUUUGGAGGGGAAGAAAGUAUCAAAUCUGUUGGUAAGUGGAUUGAAUUCUGUCUUCUGACUUGGGGAGUUUCUGAUAUUCUUGUUUGGUAAAAUAGGAUAGGUGAAGUCUUGGAGGUAUUUGUUGGCUCUCUUAGUGUCUGCAUUUAUUGAGGUCUGUAGCUGAGAAUGGAUUGUACUCCACAAAUAGGUUCCCCGUUAAAAGUGUUUGUUGUUUCUUUCUUCUUUUACUUUCUCUUAGCAAGUAAGUGUAUUUAGUUUGUUUUAUAUUUUUGGUUGGAUGUAAUGGGUAUGGUAUGGAAGGACCGGAAACGAUAUUUCGAUCUA